CACCCUUUCAUUCAUGCAGUUAAAACCCCAGGCAGUCUUAUCGGUGACACAGCUUUUUGCAAGCCAUACCUAACCCGUUUAAUAUUAUUACCAGAUUUGCAACUUAUUAAGUGUGUGCUUUUGCAACAACAACCCCCCAAAGCCCCCAAACCUGGUGCCGGAGCUGGGGGCUGUCCUGUCUUAGCAGUUGUAUUCUGUGCUUGCUGAGUGGGAGGGUCACACUCUGCGACUAAUAAGGACAGAGCUGCAUCCCCUUCUCCCACUCUUUAGAGACUCACUUCAGCAACUCUUCAGCAACCACAGCAGCUGUAUGACAAGCAUUUACUGUGCUUCUGGGAGAACUUAACACACAGCGUUGAAGAUUUCUGGCCACUUGUUCACAUGUGUUCGAGAGGAGAUGAAGGCAAUUGGAUUUUUCAUAAUUUGGCUUUGGUUGGCAAUCCUUUAUUUCCCUCUCUCUCAUUGUAUGGCAGUCACUGACAAUACAGAUAAUGUGUGCCCACUAUUGAAAAAAGAAGGACUUCAGUUAAGUCGCAUCCACAAAGAGAAUAUUGAUAUUUCAGGUUUUGAUUUGGCUGAAAGCUUUUCUUUGAGGCAGAUUUCAUGUGGAGUUGGAAAACCCUGUUUUAAAUUGGGGAGUGUGCCUCUUAUCAGAGAAUUUCAACAAGUAUUUCCAAAUGGGCUUCCAGAGGAAUAUUCUUUAACAGCCACAUUCCGUGUUAGACGAAACAGCAAGAAAGAACGGUGGUAUUUGUUGCAAAUUUUAGAUCAGCAUAACAUGCCACAGGUUUACAUUGUCGUUGAUGGCUCCAAAAAAGUUGUGGAAUACAUUGCACAAUCUUCCCAGGGGAAUUCACUUCGCUACACUUUUAAAAACCGCGAGAUUCUUCCUGUCUUUGAUCGGCAAUGGCAUAAGCUUGGCAUCAGUGUACAAUCAAGGAUCAUUUCUUUGUAUGUGGACUGCAGCUUAAUUGAGCAAAGACAAACGGAUGCAAAAGCCAGUCCUGACUUUCAAGGAAGGCUUCUUAUUGCGACUCGUUCUUUGGAUGGCAAGCCAGUAGAUAUUGAACUGGGCCACAUGGUUCUAUAUUGCAAUCCUCAACUUGCUGCUCAGGAGACUUGUUGUAAAUUAUCUGAGAACAUGUGUCUUUUGGAAGAACACCUGAAAACUACUGCAGCAUCACCAUCAACUGUUCAUGUGGGUGAAAUACACGCACUUCCAAUAAUGGAACAAAAACCUGAAGAAAAAUGCUUUUGCUAUCCAAACAAGGGAGAAGCAGGAUUACCAGGAGCAGCUGGUUUGCCAGGCCAGAAAGGGGAAAAGGGGGAAGAAGGUCCAAAAGGAGAAAAUGGAAUUCCUGGGUUACCUGGAGAGAAGGGAGAAAAUGGUCUGUUAGGUGAUCCUGGUGUCCCUGGUGAUAUUGGAGAAAAGGGUGAACGUGGUUUUCAGGGGGACAAAGGAGAAGGAGGCGAAAAGGGGGAAAAGGGAGACCAUGGAGAGAAAGGAACAGAUGGCAUCCCUGGAAGAGAUGGUUUAAAAGGUGAUGCUGGUGAUCAUGGAAUGCCUGGUCCAAAGGGUGAAAAGAGUGGACUAGGGAUAGAAGGUCCUCAAGGUCCACAAGGAAAAGAAGGUCAGAGGGGACGACGAGGCAAGCCAGGAAUACCCGGGAAACAAGGACCACCAGGGCUUCCUGGCCCUCCAGGUGUGCCAGGAUAUCCAGAUUCCUUUAAAGGCCCAUAUUACCAGAGUCAUCAAGAAGAAAUGCGUUUAAAAGGCACAAAAGGUGAAAAGGGUGAAAUCGGACAGCCUGGUCCUCCUGGGCCUAUUGGAAGUCCUGGACUACAAGGACCCCCAGGACCAGUUGGACCCAGAGGAGAGCCAGGAGAAGCUGGUUUACCAGGAAACCAUGGAACACCUGGAAACGCAGGGAUGAAAGGAGAAAAGGGGGAAACUGGUGGAAUUAUAGGUCCCCCUGGACCUCCGGGUUCUAAAGGUGAUGCUGGGCCUCCAGGGCUGAGCCUCCCAGGAAAACCAGGACCAGCUGGUGCUCCUGGAAUACCAGGUCCACGAGGGCCUAAGGGAGAAAGAGGGCUGCCUGGCGUACAAGGCCCCCCUGGAGAAAUGGGUCCAGUAGGAAUAGGAAUCCAAGGGUCCCCUGGUAUCAGAGGACCUAGUGGGGAACCAGGGAUCCAGGGCCCAAGAGGACCCCCUGGUCUACCAGGAACUCCGGGAUCCCCAGGUAUUGAUGGUAUUCCAGGACGUGAUGGAAAGCCAGGACUUCCGGGGCCUCCAGGUGAUCCAGUUGCUCUUCCACUUCUAGGAGACAUGGGUGCCUUACUGAAGGGUGAUCCUGGACCAAGAGGUCCCCCAGGAGUUCCAGGCAGAGAAGGACCUAAGGGAAACAAAGGUGAACGUGGAUUUCCUGGGCUUUCUGGAGAAAAAGGUGAUGAGGGUCUUCAAGGUAUUCCAGGACUUCCAGGUGUUGCAGGGCCUCCUGGAUCUUCUGGGGCAAUAGGAAGACCUGGACAUCCAGGUUCACCAGGAGCAAAAGGAGAAAAGGGAAAUGAAGGUGCUCCUGGAAAACCUGGACCUCCUGGACAACCAGGCGUGCCAUACAAUGAAAGAAAUGGCAUGAGCAGCCUCUAUAAACUACAGGGGAGUGCCAACGUUGCUGGUCCACCUGGAGCUCCUGGCCCAAAAGGUGACCCUGGAGCUGUGGGCGAACCAGGCCCAAUGGGAUUACCAGGGCUGGAGGGACUUCCAGGAGAGAAGGGAGAUCGUGGCCCAGCAGGUCCUCCGGGAAUACCAGGAAUACCCGGAAAGCCUGGUGCUCCAGGCCCAGCAGGGAUUCCUGGAGAACCUGGUGAAAGGGGCCCUGUUGGAGACAUUGGUUUCCCUGGACCAGAAGGACCAACUGGAAUACCAGGCAUAAAUGGGAAGGAUGGAUUACCUGGUCCUCAGGGUUUGAUGGGAAGACCUGGUGACAGAGGCCCCAAAGGAGAACGUGGGGAUCAAGGCAUACCAGGAGACAGGGGGCCGCAAGGUGAAAGAGGAAAACCUGGCUUACCAGGAGACAGAGGUUCUCUUGGACCUACGGGACCACCUGGGGACAAGGGCAACCCUGGAUCACCAGGUCCUCAGGGCCACCCAGGUGUCCCGGGCUUACCGGCUGAUUCCAUUUCAUUUGAAGAAAUGAAAAAAUAUAUCAGACAAGAGGUUCUUAGAGUUUUUGAAGAGAGAAUGGCUCAUUUUGUAUCUCAGCUCAAGCUGCCAGCUGCCAUGUUGGCUUCCCAAGCUCAUGGAAAACCAGGUCUUCCAGGAAAAGAUGGAUUACCUGGACCACCUGGAGAACCUGGAUCACCAGGCUACAGAGGACAGAAAGGUGAAAGAGGAGAGCCUGGAAUUGGGUUGCCAGGUGAGCCUGGUCCACCUGGCCCAUCAGUCACAGGCAUGCCAGGUUCACCAGGAAUUCCAGGAGCACCGGGUUCACAGGGCCCCCCUGGACCAACUGGAAGGUGCAACCCAGCAGACUGCUAUUAUCACGCUUCUCCGACUCAACCACGAACAGCCAGGAAAUGAAAAUCUUCUUUGUGAAGACUUUGUGAUUCCUGUUUUAGCCCUUUGCUCAUCCAUCCCCUCCAAUCCUACACUUACUUUCAAAUUUAAGCUUUAAAAUACUUGGUGGAAUUUUUUUUUGUCUACAUAUACU
Heteronotia binoei (common prickly gecko) is the source of this 3710-nucleotide messenger RNA. It is a transcript of the gene COL19A1, whose product is annotated as collagen type XIX alpha 1 chain. NCBI's taxonomy places the organism in Eukaryota, Metazoa, Chordata, Lepidosauria, Squamata, Gekkonidae. The coding region runs from base 398 to 3580 and encodes 1060 amino acids. The record is from RefSeq and is a predicted model, not a curated record. Gene Ontology annotation, cellular component: collagen type IX trimer. The transcript is spliced from 47 exons.